Molecule: messenger RNA, 753 nt
Organism: Emiliania huxleyi CCMP1516
Lineage: Eukaryota; Haptophyta; Isochrysidales; Noelaerhabdaceae
Exons: 1
Coding region: 1-753 (250 amino acids)
Source: RefSeq, a predicted model, not a curated record
AUGGCGCGUAUCGGCGCGACGCUUCCUCGCCUCAGCCGCCUCAGCCUGUCGCAUCGCAUGGGAGAAGUCACAGAUGAAGGAGCCUUGCUCCUGCUGCAGGCCCUGGGAGCAGGUCUCAAGCAGCUGCGCGUGCCUCUGCCUAUGUGCACCGAGCUCACACUGAGGUAUGUCGGCCAGUUCUGCUCCCAGCUCACGCACCUUGACAUUGACGGUCUUGGAAGCCGCAUCGGAAGGCGCACAGGCAACGAGGUGUCCGCGCUUGGACCUGCAGCCGAGCCCGAGCUCCAUCGGAUCUUUGAUGCAACUGGCCACACUCUAGAGCACAUAAACUUUGGAUGGGGCUGUGUUGUCGACGUGUUGAACUCGACCCUGAUCAAGAUGAUGUCAACCAUGCCACGGCAUCGGCUCAAGUCGUUCCGUGGGGUGCGGCUGUCCCUGGGAGCUUUCAGUGUCGAUCGUCUCGAGCUGCUCUUGCCCCAAGACUCUCCUGUGCUCGCAUACGCCACGAGCAGGGAUAUCAAUAACGUGGUCUUGAUGACCGAUCUCACGCCGCCUGUUUGGGAGCUUUUCACAUGGUACUUCCACUCCGCUGAAUCACUUACAGUUGACGAUGUUGGCGCGGAGCAAAUUGGUGUCCUCAACAACUUUGAGCUGAGGCGGAAUCACUGCAGCCCAUUCUUGCGGGAGUUGCGGCGCACGUUUUCAAACACAAUGACGCUUUUGGCCCUUGGCGGCCGCUUUGCCUCGACGUAG